GAGGGUGAGUGGGGGGGGAAAGAGGGAGAGAGAAAAAAGAGAGAGAAGAGAUAUGGAGCGAGGCCCGAGGAUGUGAAGCGGCUCAGGCAGUGUCCAGUCAGUACAGGAAGGAAGAAUGACAGGAAGGAUAGAUGAAAGGAUGUUGAGCACAUCUGUAAAGCUAUAUUAUGGAUGGCAACAGAAAGGAGAAUUCCUUCUGCAGUAGGCCUGCUGGACGGCUGAAUCGACCCAAUGAUGAUGGUGGUCUUUCAAACCAUUGGCUCUGGAAAAUCUCCAAUUGCUUUUCAACUGUUGAACAGACAUUACCUUUUAGUAACAAAACGAAAACGUACAUGGAGAGGAACAAACUUAUGGUUAAGCUGAAGGAUAUUCCACCUCCCUCCCUUCAUGAUAGCACAAUUCUCUUUCCAAGUGCCCCAUCUUCUGACAUUCAGCCUUUUCAACAGAAGCAGUCAACUGUCACGAAAGUAAGAUACUGCCCUCUUGGCGGUAAUGAGGCUUCGUGCUCCCUCUCAAUUCACAAUGGUGGCGGUCGUGUUCACUCAGUAAAUCAUGGAAGUUUAGAAGCCAAAAGCACUGGAACAGUCACGUGUCAAAUAGGUUCGGGACUUGCAUUUUAUUCGCCAAAGGCUUGUAAGGUGGCUGCAGCUAAUGACCGUUUAGACACAGUUUCGUGCCACUUGACUGCCACCUAUGUGGAGAAUGUCGUCUCGGGUUGUCAGCUUCAGCCACCUGCCCAGCACCUGUCGUGUUGUGGAAGCCUGUUUAAACAACUGCAGCCUUUCCGUGCUGGUGUCCACAAGCUUCACCAAGUUCCUCUGCACCCGAGCUGUAAUACAUCCAGUUUUUUCCCUUGUACAGAACUCACAGGUGGGGUUGGUGGGCACUUGGAAGAUCACGUGAAUCAAGCCGAAAUAAAUAAACAUGUUUGCAACAGCCCUUUGCAUUUGCACAUGAAACCUCUUUUUCUGAAAGGUUCUCCUUGCUGUGACGACUGUUUAAACAAGCCACCCAGAGAUUCUGCUGCAAAGAUUUGGCCAAAUAUUCCCCCUCCUACCCGCUCUGCUCCACUACCCAUAUCUAUGUGCAAUGGUGUUCGAAUUGAAGGUCAAGCAGUAGAAACAUCAUUAUUAACCGCUGGAAACCUGGGCACACAGCCACAUAAGUACGGAUCACCUGAUGUUGGUGUACUCGGGCAACAGGAGAAUCUGCCUCCUAUUGGAGUGUUUUGGGACAUAGAAAAUUGCUCUGUCCCAACUGGACGGUCAGCCAUGGCAGUAGUGCAGCGAAUCCGAGAACGAUUUUUUCAAGGGCACAGAGAGGCUGAGUUCAUGUGUGUCUGUGACAUUAGCAAGGAGAACAAGGAAGUUAUCCAGGAGCUUAACAACUGCCAGGUGACCGUUGCACAUAUCAAUGCAACAGCAAAGAAUGCUGCAGAUGAUAAGCUUCGACAGAGUUUAAGGCGGUUUGCUGACACUCACACUGCUCCAGCUACUGUUAUUUUGGUGUCUACCGAUGUCAACUUUGCAUCCGAACUGAGUGACCUCCGACAUCGACACAGUUUCCAGAUCAUCUUGGUGCACAAGGUUCAAGUUUCCGAUGCUCUUCUCCAACAUGCACACAAGCACGUAAAAUUUGAGGAAUUUGUGUCUAAUUUACCACCUAGAUUACCAGAGAAAAUGCCACAAUGCCAUACCCUUCUGUACGUAUACAAUUUGCCACUCAACAGGGACAGUAAGCAAGUAAGCAACCGACUGCGCCGUUUGUCUGAUAAUUGCGGUGGAAAAGUUUUAAACAUAACCGGCAGCUGUGCAAUGCUUCGUUUUACAAGCCAGGAAAGUGCUGAGCGGGCACAGAAGCGUAUGGAACAUGAAGACGUCUUUGGUAAUAAGAUCCUAGUGUCGUUUACACCAAAAAAUAAAGAUCUUUGUGAGAACAAAAAUAACUGUCUUACAGUUGAAAAGACAAAGUCCCCUAAAAAGGCAAACAAGUUUGCAAAGCUUUCUCAUCUGAACAAAGACCUCGAGGAGCAAGUGCAGAAUGGUAAAAAUUCUACAGUAAAGAACACGCUGGCAUCCCAAGGAUCAGCAUUUAAAAACCUCAAUGUCAGAAUUUUACAGGAGCUUUGUGGCAUGGAAUCCCAAACCAAACCAGUUAUUCGUGCACAGCAGAACAAGAAGCAAGGAAAUGAAUCCCCGUCAAUAAGUCAUCACAACAACUCAUCGUAUUCCCCUGCUACUCCCAUUAAACAAGUGGGAAAUGGAGAUUCCUUCAGUGGAAACCUUAAAAGAGACACUUCAACGUCCCGAGGCUCUCUGGAAUCCUCUGUAGACAAAACUGAGAAGAAUAAAGUUGAAUUCCAUGUCAGCUCUCCUUCUGCAUUUUGCAAGCUGGCAACCUCAAGGAAUCUAUCCCCGAGCCUCUCAAAUCGAUCCUCUCCUUUGAGUGUGAAUCAUGCGAAUCAGAAUCGCUAUUGUGACUCCCAGGCUGACCCAUUUGCAAAUGGAGCAGACAUACAGAUCAGCAACUUGGAUUACAGAAUGUCCAGAAAGGAACUACAACAAAUCUUGCAUGACAUUUUCUCCAGACAUGGCAAGGUGAAGAAUGUCGAAUUGAGCCCUCACACAGACUAUCAACUGAAAGCAACUGUACAAAUGGGCAAUCUGCAGGAAGCAAUCUCAGCUGUCAAUAACUUGCAUAGAUAUAAAGUUGGAACCAAGAGAGUCCAGGUGUCGCUGGCCACAGGAGGCAGUAACAAAUCAUUGGCUUUGCUCAGCUCUGAGACCAUGUCUAUCCUGCAAGAUGCACCAGCAUGCUGCUUACCCUUGUUCAAGUUUACAGAGAUCUAUGAGAAAAGGUUUGGACACAAACUGACUGUGUCUAAUUUGUACAAGUUAACGGACACGGUGACCAUUCGCGAUCAGCCAAACGGACGGAUGGUCUGUCUCUUGCCUAGCAGUCAGGCUAGGCAGAGUCCACUGAGUUCUGCACAGUCUCAUGAUGGUUCAUCAGCCAAUUGCAGUCCUGUGAUAUUUGAGGAACUGGAGUAUCAUGAACCAGUCUGUAAACAACACUGCAGCGAUAACGACUUUAGUGAGAAUGAAUUUGACCCAGACUCUUACAAGAUACAAUAUGUUAUAUUAUCCCUAAAAACGUUUGCGCCUCAGGUUCAUAGCCUGUUACACACACAUGAGGGCACCGUUCCUCUGCUUAGCUUUCCUGACUGCUAUGCUGCAGAGUUCACUGUUCUGAAGAUGGUGGAGGAGGGAGAAGGUGGUGUUCCUUUGGAACACCUCAUAAUCUGUGUUCCUGGUGUUAACAUCGUUACGGCACAAAACGGGAUCAAGGUUGUAAAAUGGGUGCAUAACAAGCCACCACUUCCUAACACUGAUCCCUGGCUACUGCGUUGCAAGAGUCCUGUACGAAAUCCACAGCUGAUUCAGUUUAGUCGAGAAGUGAUUGAUCUGCUUAAGAACCAACCUCAUUGCAUCAUGUCGCAUCACAAAUUCAUACCGAAUUAUCACCACCAUUUUGGGAAGCAGUGCCGAGUGUCAGACUAUGGCUAUUCCAAAUUAAUGGAGUUGCUGGAGGCAGUACCUCAUGUUCUGCAGAUUCUUGGCCUUGGCACAAAACGUCUACUUACGCUAACUCAUCGGGCACAGGUAAAGCGCUUCACUCAGGAUAUACUUAAGCUUCUCAAAUCGCAAGCCAGCAAACAAGUCUUCAUCAACGAGUUUGGACAAGCUUAUCAUUGGUGUUUUUCAAAGGAUUGGAACGUGACAGACUAUGGUGUUUGUGAGCUGACUGACCUGCUCUCAGAAAUACCAGAUACGACAAUCUGUAUUGCACAAGAAAAUGAUGAUACAGUGAUUUCUAUCCCAAAGCGAAAACGGAUUCCAGAGGAAAUUGCGAGAACCAAGCAGUUUGCCAAAGAAGUCGUGGAUUUGAUGAGACAUCAACCUCACUUCCGGAUGCCAUUUAACAAGUUCAUCCCUACAUAUCACCACCACUUUGGACGACAGUGCAAACUCACUUACUAUGGAUUUAACAAACUCCUGGAACUGUUUGAAUGUAUACCAGAGGUCCUGCAGGUGCUGGAGUGUGGGGAAGAAAAGAUUCUAGUUUUAACAGAAACUGAACAGAUCAAUGCACUGACUGCACAGCUCAUUAAGUUGGUUCGUUCGCAAAAGGACAGUUGCAUGAUGCUUUCUGAUUUUCUUCCGGAGUAUAACAAAACAUUUGGUUAUACUCUACGCCUCCAGGAUUAUGACGUCAACACUGUUGCAGAGCUUAUGCAGAAACUUUGCCACAUUGCAAAGACUCUUAACACACCAUUAGGCAAACAGCUCCAGCUGAUAAACAAGAAGCCUUUUCGUACGCUCACUGCUCAGCUGAUGGUGUUGCUGAUGUCCCUGGAUGGUAUCCCUUUCCUGACGUUCGACAAUCUUAAAAAUCAGUUUGAUUCUUUUUAUGGCUAUGCUCUUGUCCCAUCUGAGUAUGGUUUCAUGUCCUUGGCAGAACUAUUGAAGAAUUUGCCUUACCUGGUUGAGGUAUUCAGUACUGAUGCAGGCGAAGAAUCUGUGAAACUUACUAACGUGUACCAGUUUGCCAAGAAUGUCCGCAGCUUGUUGCACACCUAUCACUACCAGCAGAUCUUUCUGUCCGAGUUUCCCGCUACUUACCACAAGUACACAGGUGAAGUGCUCCAACCCAAACUGUAUGGGUACGCGAGUGUUGAAGAUCUCCUUGUUGCAAUAUCACAGGUUGUUUGGAUCAAAGGGCAUGGUCAGAAAAGAAUAAUCGUUUUGAAAAAUAGCAUGAAAGUUUGGAAUAGCUCUUCCAGUUCCCCUGCUUGCGGAGUUGAAGAUUGUGAACAGGUACUGGAAGACCCCAAACGACCUAUAACCUUGGCUGUAGAGAAAUCAGAAAGACUAGAGGAGUGUGACAGUGAGACAAAAGAAGAAACUUCCAGCUCCAGUUCAAACCAGACUGAACAAGACCUUCUCUGCCUCAGCAAUCAAUCUCCUAUUGACCUGUUGGGUGGACCUGUCCCAUCCUGCUUGCCAUCUCCUCAGCUCAGACCUGACCCGGUUAUUCUUGAAUAUGGUGACUUGAUUCAGUUUGAGGAACACUCUCCAAAUGUCACAGAUAUGUUGGUCUUGACAGAGGAGGAGAAGACUGUCCUUCCUGCGGCAAUGACUGAAGAGGCAUUCAGCAGCAACAAUGUGGUCAAACCGAUAAAUGAAAAUGUUCCUAUCAUGUGCCAGCCCCAGGAAACGCCCAAGCCAAAGUCCCUGUGCGCAGAACUGACAGACAGCCCUCUUAAGAAGCCCAGAAAUAAAGUGAAGUUGGCAGCAAAUUUUUCACUGGCGUCUUCCAAUCUUUAAAUGUGUUUAAAAUGGGGUGGUGGGGGGGGAGGGAGGGAAUAGGAUACAUAGAUGCAAUUUUAUUACGUAACUAGAUUUGAGUGAAGCACGGAAAUCAGUUCUCAAGUGCUUAAAUCCAAAGUGAGAUGCACACCAUUUUGAUCUUAGAAAUCAGCUUCUGUAUUUAAACAGUAAUUAAGAUAACCCUAAAAAAGUAAGAGAAGAACUUGGCUGUGCUUGUAGCCUGACCCAAUGCAUUUGGAUUUGAUGCAGUACAUGAGCAAUAUUCUUAUUUGACUAUCAAUACUAUUCCAAAAUGUGUGUAUAGUUUAUUAUAAUUUAGGUAUUUGUCAUGUUUCGCGGACUUUUUUUCUACAAAAAAAGUAAAAGAAAGCUGUUUCUUGCAUUAAAAAGCCUGUUCAUAUUAGUUAUCCAGCUCCGAAGGUUUUUACUAAAAUGCACAAGAACGUUUUGCUAAAAUCCUGCACUUUGAUCCAAUACCUGCUGAAUAAUAAUACAGCUUGUACAGUCAGAGGGUAAAAGUGUAACUGAACUGUUUAGAAUGUUACCUGGGUGACUUGUAACUAUAUAAUCUAACCUCCAGUCUUGUUCACUUCUGUCUGUGGCAGAACAGAUCUUGUUGAAUGGUUGUGGUGUCGGUGUCCUGUUGCUGCAGAAUGGAACUGAAGAGCUUCUUAGCAAUGCUAGUAUGUUGGGACGUACGUUGGGCUUCCCAUAAGGUUUAGGUUGUAUUUUUUUUUGCUGCAAGUUGAUUUAUUCACUUGCCUCGUCCUGACCUCAUGAAGUACAUCAAGUAGCUGGAGUCGCCAUUGCCCUAGCAUUCUGCUGUACUCUGUGCUUCAGCUGGAAGCUAACAGCACCUGUGCAGAAAUUGGUGAUUUUCAAUGUGAUUUUCAAUUCAAUGUGAAAUAUGCAUUUAUUGUAUAAAUCGCAAGUCAUGAGGCAGGCGAAGGGGGAAACUGCUGUUUAAAAGUUGCUAUUUCCACUUGACAGUUAAUGGAGCUGAAUCCCCUGAGCAUGUUGAAACGUCAAGGUUUUGUUAAACCUUGCUUUGGUUUCUUAAAAGCGUGUUUCAUUGGGAAGCUAUGUGAGUAACCGUCUCAGAAGGUUGUCUUUUUAAUGUGGGUUGCUUUUAUUCCAUUUCUGUGUGUUUGUCUUGAGUAGUUGUUGCUGGAAGUUUUAAGUCUUAAAUGUCUGAGUUGGUGCCAGUGUGAUGACCUUGGAUAAGGUUGAAAGGAUUUUUGCAUUUUUAGAUGAGAUGAGAUGAGAAUUUAAGGGAGAGGUUGGAGGAUUUGAGAACGAUGUAGCAGUCGGUCCCUUAGGGCCUUCUGGGCAGAGCUGGCUUUUACAAUGGGUUGUAUUUGCCAGUAGAGAAUGAAUCUUUUUUUCUAGAUUAGAGUGAACCUUUUUUUUUAAAAAAAAAGUUCUCCGCUGGUGCCAGAGAUUGUUUGUGUCUAAUAACAAAAGGUGGAAGUAACUGAUGUGUGUGCGCGUGGGGUUUUUUCUCUUCUCUCUAUCGACUUGGAGUCAUGGUGAGGUGCAUGUUGAAACAUGUGCAUGUGCCUUGAAAUUGCAAUUGUUAAAAAUGUUCAUUUUUAAAACUUGUAGCAAAACUGGAAUUUAAAAACUAAUCUGUCAGUUCCAAAUUAAAACUGGAACUCUAAUCCUGAAAUGAAUUUGAAACACAGUGUUCAAUAUCUGUGCCUCAGAGCACAUGAGAAUUUUAACAAUUCUGAUCAAAUGGAGGCGAUUUAACUGCUAAGCAAAACCGGUUGAUGUGCAGUAACCAUUGCAGGGCAACUGUUCGUUCCUGCUUAUAACAAAAGCCGAAGUAAAGGAAUUAAAAUCUUUUGGUCGGGAAAGUUGCAAGUCACUUAUGGCAGGUCUCUGCUUUAGAGCAGACUUAUGGCUUUGUGAUGUCUAAACUAUAUGAAAUAUUACAGUACUCUGAAAUGGAGGCUUAUAUAUGCAGGUCUGGAUAAAUGUAUGUUGGUAAUUUGUGUAGACUAAUUUGAAUAAGCUUUGUACAACUGAUUGAUGUAAACUGGUCGAAGCAUCUGUUUGAAGUCUUCAAACAUUAUGUUGGCUAAAGUAUUUAAUGUUUCUGAAAAUGUGACAAAGACUCGCACUUUGUUUUGUUUUCCUGUGAAUGUACUUUCUACCAAAAUUUAACCAGAAAAAUGGCUUAUGAAUUGCUGGCUACUUCUGUGUUGGGACCACAUUUAUUUUGCCAUCAAUAAAUUCACAGCAAGCAUAAAA
Callorhinchus milii (elephant shark) is the source of this 7646-nucleotide messenger RNA. RefSeq names its product meiosis regulator and mRNA stability factor 1 (gene marf1). The record is from RefSeq and is a predicted model, not a curated record. The transcript has 27 exons. Bases 168 to 5387 code for a protein of 1739 amino acids. Gene Ontology annotation, molecular function: RNA nuclease activity; CCR4-NOT complex binding; mRNA base-pairing post-transcriptional repressor activity. Lineage: Eukaryota; Metazoa; Chordata; Chondrichthyes; Chimaeriformes; Callorhinchidae. Gene Ontology annotation, biological process: post-transcriptional gene silencing. Gene Ontology annotation, cellular component: peroxisome; cytoplasm.